CCCUCGUCUUUUAUCUCCCAAAUUUCCCAUCUCCACACAACUCGAGCUCCAACAACAAUGCCGACGGCUCAGCUCCCGAUCGCUGGAGACCAGAAGCUCCGUCCAAAAUCCGGUCGGAAACCUCUCCAACCAAAGAACUCACUGGUCGAUGCGGUGAAUGAAAUCGCAAGGACCAAGCUAAUAUCGAAGCAAGGAUGGAUCGAGAUCACACCAGCCGGCAAUCUGAACAAGGAGAACCGUCCGAUCUAUGCCACACCGACGAGAAUAGAGCCGAUGGAUUCGUCUCUGGCGGAAGAACUCAGCGCUAUGAGGAAGAAGAUGGAGCGGUUGAGGUUGGAUAAGGAGAAAACAGAAAGGAUGUUGAGAGAAAGGAGCGAGAUGCUGGAUUUGCAGAUGAAGGAAAUGGAAUGCAGAGGGGAGAUUCAGAGGGAGCUGGAGAUCGAAGUCGAUAGGCUGUACAGAUUGAAGGAGCUCCAAUGUUUUAGCAUGAGGAUAUCUCCCGUGAGAACACUGAGAGAGAAGGAAAAAGAAAAGAAGACAAACGAAACACAAUCUGAAGAAAUUAAAUUGGAAGAUUUGGAAGAAUUUGUGGAUGAAAACUUAGUGUCGAGUCCCGGUUCGGAUUGUGCAAAAACAAGCAAAGAAGAGGAUGAUAAAUGAUGUUUUGGGUUUGCUUUUAAUGAUCUUCUUUCUUCGGAGAAUUGAGUUAUGGCUUAAGGGAUGCAGAUUUUAAGUAAUGGGUAGCAUUUAUAAAAGAAUAAUAAUAUCUCAUUAUUGUUGGGGUUUGUUUGGCGCUCUUUGACAAAGUGUUUGUUUGAACUAAUUUUCGGAAGUGUUUGUUAGGGAUGAUUAGUCAGUGGCUAAGUAAAGUUUUUAUUAAAAA
This is a messenger RNA of Rubroshorea leprosula, 883 nucleotides long. Lineage: Eukaryota; Viridiplantae; Streptophyta; Magnoliopsida; Malvales; Dipterocarpaceae. The record is from the annotation of a GenBank genome assembly.